This is a messenger RNA of Rana temporaria (common frog), 3105 nucleotides long. RefSeq names its product cordon-bleu WH2 repeat protein (gene COBL). Gene Ontology annotation, molecular function: actin monomer binding. The record is from RefSeq and is a predicted model, not a curated record. The coding region runs from base 145 to 2340 and encodes 731 amino acids. NCBI's taxonomy places the organism in Eukaryota, Metazoa, Chordata, Amphibia, Anura, Ranidae. Gene Ontology annotation, cellular component: dendritic growth cone; actin filament; terminal web. Gene Ontology annotation, biological process: signal transduction; actin filament polymerization; actin filament network formation. The transcript is spliced from 13 exons.
UACUCAUAGUGUUACCUAAGAGUCCUACUACUGCCUGAGGAUUAGGAGGGUUGUAGUUACAUUACUUAAUAUCAACAUUAAUGAGUAACUAUCUGAGAAAAACGCUCUUAGGACUUUGACUAGCUAACAUAGCAGACUGCUGUGAUGUCUUGUGCUGUACGCUGGCAACCUGCAAAGGACUUUAUCUACUCAGAUUCAGCAUCUUCUGAUUUAAAUGGAACAAAACAUUACUCGUUAUCUCUGGGCGAUCUGACGAAAGAGAAAAAAACUCGCAGCUUAAGAGUUUCUCUAGGAAACUAUAUAUUCACCUCCAGAAAGAAAAUGAAGGCCCGUGCUCCUCCUCCACCUCAGUCCACGCCAAAACCUCGCAUGGAGCACACGUCGUCUACCGAGUCAGAUGGCACAGGAAACCAAAGUCAAGAAGAAUCAAAAGAAAACGUCUUGCAUCGGAAGGUGGAUAUCACAGUAUGCUUACCAGAUGGCCAGGAAAAAACAGUCAAUGUAGAUGGAAGUAAAGCCGUGAUGGACUUUCUAGUAGAUCUGUGCAGCCAAUACCACUUGAAUCCCGCUCAACACACUCUAGAAGCCCGUUCUGGAGCAUCACAGCAACCUUUUCUUUUAAGGCCAAACACUCUUAUUGGGACUUUGGAUUUACAAACUAUUUUUCUGAAGGAAAAAGUGCAAGAAGUGAAAGUAAGAAAACCGGCUCCAAAGAUUCCUGAGAAAACUGUCCGGCUGAUUGUUAACUAUCUUGGCACCCAGAAAGCUGUUGUGAGAGUCAAUCCAGCGGUGCCAUUGCAGAACAUUCUUCCAGCUGUGUGCGAAAAGUGUGAAUUUCAUCAUGAAAAUGUCACCCUGUUGAGAGAUGCAAUCAGCAGAGAGGAACUAGACAUGUCCCAAUCCUUGAAUGAUCUGGGUGUUAAAGAGCUGUAUGCCUGGAACAACAAGCAAGAAAAGAAUCGUAAACUUUCCUCAAGUAGCGACACAGCAGAAAGAGAGAAAAAAGGAAUUUUGGGAUUUUUUCGCAGCCACAAAAAGGGAAACAAGAAUGAGACAACAAUAGGACGUGCGGAUAGUGAUGAUUACGAAGAGAUUUUCCAGACUGCAUCUACCAGUGGGCAAAGGUGUGAACACAUUCUUCCAAAAGGAUUUUGGAUUCCUCAGGGUUUUUCAACUGCCCCAAGUUCUCCAUCUGUAAAUUCACGUUCUCUUGCUCUGGGGGCAUCAUUGUCACUGAGCAAUAUUUCUGGCAUUGGUGCUAGAACAGAGGUGAAGAAACGUAGAGCACCUCCACCUCCAAAGCCUGCCCCUCAAAUGAAUGCUGCUGUAAAAACUCCAGAAGACAAGAUAACAGAGCCGCUUUAUGCCACAGUUCAUAAGGAACAGCAGACAAAGAAAAGAAGAGCUCCACCGCCACCAACUCCUCAAAUGCCAAAUGAAAAGAGUGAAGAUCUGGAGAAAAGGAAAAGCUCGAUGAGUAAUGGACGGCAGGUUCCACAAAAACCCCCAAGAGGAACGUCCAGAAGUCCACCUCAGUUAGAGAUACCCCCACCCCCUCCCUACCCUCCACCUGAUAAUGAUAUUUCGGAUUCACCUUUCUAUGAAAAUGGAGCUGCUAUAACAGGAACAACCAGACCUAUACCUGCUAAACGUGGGAAAAGCCUGGAACACAGUAAUAGCAUCACAUCAGAAGAAGUCCUAACAACUGAUGAUUGUGGAUCUGUCAAUAGCUACACAGAAGAUUCAGGCAUUGUGAGCUCUCCAUCAGAUAGCAUCUCACCAGAUUUGCAAACCGAUAGUUACAAGAAAAGUGACAUUAGCAACAAUUGGACCAACAAAGCCAAUCAGCAACCUGCCAGAGUGGAGUCCUUUAACAGUGAUGACUCAUGGAGCUUAAAUACAAGUUCAACUCGGGCAGAAGAUGAAGUGAUAUCAGUCCGAAAUGGUGAUGAGGAUAUUUUCAUCACUACACAGUUCCAAGAUACACUGGCAGAACUGGAUGAAGAUUCAGAAGAUGUUGAUAAUGGGGACCACAUCCAAAGCAUCAUAUCAGUGCUCGUUCAAGUCCAGUGGGAGAAGAAUCCAGACAGGUUCAUGAGUACAAGGAAAAUGGUGCUGCUGUUGCCUGUCACCAUUAUAGAUGAGAUUCCUGAAGUUACCACAAACAGUUUGAAGUAUAGUGUACAUACCAUUCCACCUGCAAAUGACUUCAAUACAAUGAAAAAAUCUUCUGCUGUAGGCAACACCAUAAAUGACAAUUUAAUUUCCCAUGGGGAAAGUAUUGCAAAAAAAACUUACACACCACACAGCAAUGUUAAGUCACCAAACUCUCCAAAGUGAAGCCCUGUGGCAACAGUUUUAAACAGGCUGGCAGAUAUCUCAAAACAACGUUCAUUCAAAAGUGAGUUUAGUUCCAAGACAACUGAGCGACCCAAGAAUGCCAUUGAAAAUCCAUCAUCUAAUCCACCUAAGUCAGCUUUCCCCAUAAAAACAGAAAAUGAAUCAAUGCAAGUUAAGAAUAAAGCUAACUGGUGCCUGACAGCAGACAAAAACUAGGAAUUAAAGAAAACCAGGCUCCACAAAGCAAUACUAAUAAGGCAGCAGAAACCUCCAAACCAAGUUUGUGGGCGGCAUCAGACAUAUGAACCAAAGUUGGCAUGAGACAUUUACAGUGGUCCCUCAAAACCCACUGUUAAAAAAUAUGACAGAGGUGUUUCCCUUACUCCAAGUGCCAUCAAGAUAGAUGAUCAAGGGAAUCUAAUAAGUCUACAGUCAUCUUUUGAAAAAAAGUGAUAGUUUUGCUAAUGACACAGAAAGUCCCUUUGUAGAAAAACCUCUGGCUGCAAGAGCUAAAGAGUUUUGGAGAUUCAAGUUCAAUGGAUACACAGGGAGGGGAAUCAAAAGAGCAGCCUGUAAAAAGAUUGGACUUUCAAGAAUUAUAAGUCAAAUGAAAUUGUGGAGAAUAAUGCAAUUUUUACUUCAUCAAAAGGAUUAACACAGUCGAUACCUGUUAGUAAAUUAAAUGAUAGGGAUAACACAUUGCACAGGAACAAACCAACACCAACUGUUCCCAGGAAAAUGUGAUAUUAUUGAAAACACGAUCAA